This is a messenger RNA of Porites evermanni, 1601 nucleotides long. NCBI's taxonomy places the organism in Eukaryota, Metazoa, Cnidaria, Anthozoa, Scleractinia, Poritidae. The record is from the annotation of a GenBank genome assembly.
AUGGCUCCCACAGCCCGUGUGCUGGUAUAUUGCAUGACACAAAACGGAGAAGUUGUGGUUGAUUCUUUGAAUGUAAAAAUAGACGACCCUUUUGAGAAUCAGGUAACUACAGCCUUUCUUUUUGUUUUUGUUUCAGACGUAAAUCUUACCUGUAUUAUUUAUUGCGACCUCAUGGAAUGGCGGACAGGGCAAGUAAACAAAGUUUUUCAGAAAAAUUUCACUUUCAAAUUUAUAUUUAAAAUUAAUAUUUACUGGAAAAAGUCUAAAUUAUGUGCUCUAGAAAUAGCAGACAUAGUGGACAGCUCUUCAUUUUGAAUAUAGUAGUAUAGUACAUGGAAAUAACAUUUCAAAAACUAAUUAAUAAUUCAUAAAGAAAAAACAAAUGAAAUUAAUGUUGAAUGAGUGUCUAUAUCUGAUAAAGACACGGCUAAACUGUUACGUCCAACUUUUUGGACCAAAAUAACCCCAAAUCUUAAUAUUAUUGCAAAAAUGAGUUUAUCUAUAUCCGAGAUUUUGAAGUCGUUCAAAAAAUCCAGCUGGAGUGUAUUAUCAGGUGUAAAAAUCCACCCUAAUUCCCGGGGUCAUUUUCAUUUUCUUCACUUUGUUUCUUUUCAAACUGUAUUCUCCGUAUUUUCUUCCAGCUCUGACGCCAGCACUUACUUUCAAAUUGAAGCUCCUAUUUAUUAUUAUUAUUAACAAUUAUUGAAUUCGGCUGUCGUAUAAUCUGAAGAAUUUUGGAGGAGGGUGGAUUAUCAAGGAGAGUGUUACGGCGUCAGCGGAUAACACCCUCCGAUAUCUCCAUAUUUCUUCAGAUGAUACGAAAGCUGAAUCCAAUAAUUGUUUUAUUAUUCCGCAAAAACAAGCCAAAACAUGCUGACCUCCAUCGAUGUUAAGUUCAACUUCGAUAGUGCAAGUUUAUCCGCAAGUCUGGAAGAUAAGGUGUUGUUCAGUUCUGCAAAUAUUCUCCAAAUAGCAGAUGUCGUCCGUCGAGUUAUUUCCUUGCUGUUCCUGCUAUGUUUUUAGCCAAUAGUUCGCCUAUUUCUUCCUCGUGAAACGAGUGAAAUGUUCCGCCAUUUUGUACUCACUACCAAAGCAACUCAACCGCGUCCCCAGGUCUUCACGGUUAACUGUCCAGUUUUCUGGCAAUUAUGCUGUAGAACUGACGUAUCGCCUAAUUUUUCCAAAUUUGGUCGAUAAUAGCUGGUUAUGAUAAAUUAUGCGUGGGAUCUUAGCCAACCAGAAACGGAGAAAUCAGAUCUUGAAUGAAUAAUAAUAAUAAUUGUUAUUACUAUAGUUUUUUGCUAUUGUUCUUGCCUGCAAGUAUUCUCCCUCGUAUUUUGAUUGCUUAGGUGUGCUUUGUUUGGUCAUAGAAUAAAAUAUGGUUUGAAUUUGUGGGAGUCAAUUGAAAUCCUUGGCACUGUUGGUUUCAGGUUUCAAUGACUAUUGACACAGGUAACAGGAACACGGUGUCCCCAGGCGAUAUGGUGACAAUCAAAGGCAAAGCUACGCCUGGCUCAUUCAUGGCCUUCCGUGCAGUGGAUAAGAGUGUCCUCCUAAUGAAGGAAGAUACAGAUCUCUCUGUUAAAAAGGUACUUUUAUAA